CUGUUGACAGUUUAAAUUUGCUUACAGUUUUCAAGGUCAUUGUUGUUUACAUACUGAUAGAAUCAAUCAGUCAGUAUGUAAACAACAAUAUUUGGUAUUCAGCGAUUUGUUACAUGGAAGAGUGCUAGAUCGAGAGAUUAAUUAUUAGACUCUCAACUGUCGAUAUAAAUGGUUAUUAACAUCAGUGUGGUAAUAGAGAAAAAAUAAUUAAACUGUUUUCUAAAGGAUUCAAGACUUGAAAUACUGCUAAAUAUAACAAAUUCACAAGCUAAAAUCUUAAUGGAGACCGAUACUAUAAACAAAUGUUCAGUUGAAAUUUUGUUGGAGUUCUUUGAAGUUUGCAUUCAUUCUAUUCUCUAUAUUCGAAAAGUCUAUCCACCAAGUAUAUUCACACUCAAGAAAAAAUAUAAUGUUCCAGUUCAUAUUUCAUUGUAUCCUGACCUUAAUCUCUACAUAUCCAGUGUAUUAAAAUCUGUCAAAACAUUUCUUAUGACGAAUAAGCUUCAGCAGCUUUCACUAUGUAUUUUGGACUCCUCAUUAAAACCUGUAGAAAAAUUUGUUUUUAACAAUUUCAACAUUAAUUCUUCUUCCAUUAUGAAUCACAGUGACAUGUCACAUUUAUUACCUCUGGAAGAGUCAUUCAGAGCAUUUUGUUUGAAACUUUCUACCUCUGACUACAUUUUGAAGCCAAUUCCAGACAAUUCGUCUUUUAAAAUUUAUGUUAAAACUGAAGGAUCCAUUCUUGCUAAUAUGUAUGAAGAUCCAACCUUUGAGGCAUUUCCUUGGAUAGCUGAAAACAAAAUUUCUGAAAAUGAACUUCAUGAGAUUUCCCCUCUUUUAAGCCUUCAUACUCCGAAUUUUCAAUUUGAAACUUAUGUUGAAAUUUAGUAGUUUUAGUUUUGUAUUUUCAUAAAGUAAUUAAAAUAACUGUAAUUUUA
This is a messenger RNA of Homalodisca vitripennis (glassy-winged sharpshooter), 938 nucleotides long. RefSeq names its product mitotic spindle assembly checkpoint protein MAD2B (gene PolZ2). Bases 280 to 888 code for a protein of 202 amino acids. The record is from RefSeq and is a predicted model, not a curated record. The transcript is spliced from 5 exons. Gene Ontology annotation, cellular component: zeta DNA polymerase complex. NCBI's taxonomy places the organism in Eukaryota, Metazoa, Arthropoda, Insecta, Hemiptera, Cicadellidae.